Messenger RNA from Drosophila takahashii, 859 nucleotides. It is a transcript of the gene mRpL9, whose product is annotated as mitochondrial ribosomal protein L9. NCBI's taxonomy places the organism in Eukaryota, Metazoa, Arthropoda, Insecta, Diptera, Drosophilidae. The record is from RefSeq and is a predicted model, not a curated record. Gene Ontology annotation, biological process: translation. Gene Ontology annotation, molecular function: structural constituent of ribosome. Gene Ontology annotation, cellular component: mitochondrion; ribosome.
CAACUCUAAUAAACUGCGCAGUCUGGCAACUCUUCGGCCCAGGUGAUACAAAAAGAAAAUGUUGAAGAACAUCUACGUAACGCCGUUAAAUUUGCUUAAAUCGGCCACCAGCCUGCAGCAGCAAGUGCGGACCACGUUCGUGCUGAAGCGCAAAUAUGACCCGCCACUGCACAAGACGAACGAGAAGCCCCGCCGGAUGCGGGCGAAGAACUUCAUCUACGAGCUGGUGGAGGACACGUUGGUCAAGAAGCGGCCCAACAUGCAGGUGGUGCUGAAGACCUUCGUCGAGGGCGUCGGCGACAAGGGCGACGUGGUGUCCAUGAAGCCGCAUUUCGUCUACAAUAAGCUUUUGCUCCCCGGAUUGGCGGCCUACAAUACGCCGGAGAAUGUGGCCAAGUACGCCAAGACGGAGGCGGAAAAGUCGGCCGUAAAGCACAGCUCCGCCUACGCCCAGCGAACGGUGAACAUGCUGGAGUCCAUUGUCCUGGCGGUGGUUAUGAACAAGGACGAGCCGUGGGUCCUCGAGCCCUGGCACAUCAAGGCCUCGCUGCGCAAGGCGGGCUUCCAUUGCCGCGAGGAGUGCAUCACACUGCCCAAGGAGCGCAUCGAGGGACCCGAUCUCAAGAAGGAGAGCAAGGAUUUCUACUGCACCGUGACCAUCAACAAGCUGGAGCAGGCGCGUCUGAAGUGCCGCCUGCACCACUGGAGCACGGAUCCCAGCGAGCGGCUGCCCUACGUCCUGGAGCACUGGAAACUCCAAUCGGAGCCGCUUCUCUCUGUGGGUUCCCCUGAAAAGUCCGAGAAGAGCACCUAGGCUAGCAAAAACCUCUACCAAAUAAAUGCAAUUGUUACAAAAGAA